Messenger RNA from Acanthopagrus latus (yellowfin seabream), 2719 nucleotides. RefSeq names its product zinc finger and BTB domain-containing protein 24-like. NCBI's taxonomy places the organism in Eukaryota, Metazoa, Chordata, Actinopteri, Spariformes, Sparidae. The transcript has 5 exons. Gene Ontology annotation, molecular function: DNA-binding transcription factor activity; RNA polymerase II cis-regulatory region sequence-specific DNA binding. The record is from RefSeq and is a predicted model, not a curated record. Gene Ontology annotation, biological process: regulation of transcription by RNA polymerase II. The coding region runs from base 395 to 2542 and encodes 715 amino acids.
GUCUCUCUUAAUACUUUUUUACUCUGCAAGACUCUUGAUGGAGAAUAAUCAAUGAAUGAUUUAUCAUCAACAUCCCUGCUCCAAAAAUCUCUCCAAACUUUCCAUCGAGGGAGCAGAUAAUGACUGAUAUUUUCAUUUUUGGGUGAAGUUAACCUUAAAGUGAUGUCACGUGUUGCACCUCGAGCCGGGAUGCGCCUGGUUACAAACCAAGCGAACCCCAACCAGAAGCCCCGCCCAUUCCAUCCACAACUCUUCCAUCCGUUGCGCUAACAAAAAUAGCUAGCUGUUAGCUCGUGUGUAUUCGGGACACUUUGGGUUGUAGAUACUGUUAUAUUUGGAGAUAGUACGUGCUGAUUUUUUACACGUUUUAACCUGGACCGGGCUUAAAUCCAGGAUGUGCUCGGUCGUCGGGUGUCACUCCGGACGUCGCAGCGUUCAGCCUCAACGGUUCAGGCUGCCGGAGGAUCCCGAGAGGAGGCUGGAGUGGGUUCAGUUUCUCGCUACAGUCAACAAACAGCGCUUUAAAGAGUCGUCCUGGACUGACAUCGCAAUCUGCAUCGACCACUUUAAAGAUGACUGCUUUGAAAAGGUGACACCGGGACACUCGGGCAUGGCUGGCAGGGUCCAGCUGAAGCCCGGUGCUGUCCCGUCACUGAGUCUCCAGUCUGGGUCAGAGCAGCCCGAGCCUUCUCCGAAGAGCCCAGGACCUGUGGAGCCAGUGGAAGCCGCUGAAGUCGCUAGUAAACUUCAAACAUGUGAUGGGCCAACGUCCUUUUCUGAAGAGGCAAGACUGGCUUUAUCAGCUGCCCAAGGAAGCGCAGUCCAGAGAGACGUCUCAGCUGACAGAGACACAGUUUUAUCUGUGUAUGAUAAGAUGCAUCAGAAAAAUUUGAAUGUUGAUUUGACCAGAGAAAAAGCUGAACUUCUACAGAAGAAAGGGAAGUAUGUCGUGAAUGAAAAACGCCUCCUCCAGUUGUUUAGCUGCAAAUGCCCGUUAUGUGGCUUUGAGAUGAAGGUGGAGAAGUUCACCUACGGGGUGCUCGUUGUCUUGAACCAACAGUGCCUCCAGUGCGAGUACAGAAACCAGUGGAAGAGCCAAGUCAAUGCCAGCGUCCCAGCAGCUGAUGAUCAACACCAGACAGGAGGCACAGAUGUAACUCUGCUGACGAGACAGGCAGCGCCGACAGAUGAGACUAACAGAAGCACCACAGGGAUCCCUGAGGUCAUUGCCAUCGUUAACGAGGAGAGCGAUCCCAUGGAUGACACGGAGAUAUCAGGCGAAGAAGGCAACGUGGAGUCGGAUGAGGACUGGAAGCCACUGAGGCAUAUUUUGCCAGUUAACGUGCCUCGACGGGAAACGGAGGACAGAUCUGAAAAAGGAAUAGAAGAAAACGAUGACCAAUCUCCACCUGUCCCCAUCAACAGCCAGCUCUGCACAGACUGCGGGGUGUUUUUCAAUAAACUGAGGUCUCACACGUGUGAGCACAAAAUCAAACCCUAUUCUUGCAAUAUUUGUGGGAAGAGAUGUGUUAGUGAGGUCGCGCUCAAUGCCCACGGCAGAAUCCACGACGAAAGCUAUGAGUUUCGGUGCAAAUACUGCAACCUGUCAUUCAAAACAAAGGUGGACAAAUUCAAUCACGAGCAGAUCCACUCGACUGACGGAAAACCCUACAAAUGUCCCGACUGUUCUGAGACAUUUCCCACAAAUAAGGAACGCAGAAUCCACCUAGAGGAUCACAGAGGCCCCCGCCAGACAAAAUGUCACAUCUGCGAGGUUGAAUUCUUCACGCCGCUUUAUCUUCAGAGACACUUACCUGUGCACACCGGAGAAAGGCCGUUCAAAUGUCCUGUGUGCCAACGAGGCUUCAACCAGCCAGGCCACCUGAAGUCCCACAUGCGCCUGCACACAGGGGAGAGGCCUUACAAGUGUCAGCAUUGUGACAAGUGCUUCAAUCAUAACGUGAGCCUGAAGAGCCACGUCCAGCGUUACCAUGCAUCCAACUCCAGGGGUGAACAGAAUAAAGAAAAGGUAAAAGAAGUGAACGUGGAAAUAGAAGAAGACACUGGUGAAGCUGAGGGGGGUGGGAGUCAGAGAGGUGCAGACUCCGAGUUAGAUGAUGAAGACACAGAGGAAGAGUUGCCAAAAUGUAAUAAGAGGAGCACAGGUCGACCCAUAGGAAGGCCAAAGAGGAAUGAAUCGGAAAACUUGGUCCUGAAAGUGCACGUGGAACGCCUGUGUUUAAAAAGAAAGACUGGAAAACAACAGGCGAAGAAGUUAGAGAAAACACAGCACGUUGAUGGAGAGAGUGAGGAUGAGCAGAGUGACAACAACGCAUUUGUUGCUUCAGCAGAGGAGGAAGAGGAGAGGAGUGAGACGGGGACAUCGAGCACGAGCAGAUCGAGAAGAAAGGCGAGAGAUUCUGACAGUGACUCUGAUUUUGAACCCAAAGAAAAAAAGAAAAAGAAACACAACAGCCAGAAAAGUGGUAAAGGUUCAGGAAAGCCCAGGGGAAGACCAAGGAAAAACCUAGCAGUGACAUGAUUCUUGAAAUAAACGGAAGUAAAAAAAAUCAUUUGGCUCAAACAUUUGUAAAGAUAAAGGAGUCAGAAGUGGUUCAUAUAGAUCUGGACUGUGAAAGUUACACCACAUGACAACAUAACAAAUUAUGUCAAGAUGUCCUGAUGUGUAUACUUGUGAAUAAAAGUGUAUUAAACAGGG